AUGGCCGUUCUCUUCUACCUCAAGAUCCCUACAAACAAGCCCAGGUUCGAUUCUUGGCUGAUUACGUUCAGAAACAGGUACAUGUGUUUUAUGCAAUUGCUGGUUGAACUUGUGUUUGAGGGUUUGUUUUUGUUAAUGAAAACAGAAGGGGAAGCACAAGAGAAAGCCAUUGAAGAUGUGAAAGAGAAGCUGAAAGUUCUUGAAGAACAGGGGCUGAAGGAUUUAUUGGCAGAGGGAAGUACAUUUGUGAAUGGAGACGAACUUGGAUAUUUGGACAUAGUUAUGUCGACAGUGCUUGGAAUGUACAAGGUUCAUGAAGAGUUUUUUGGAGUGAAAAUUGUGGAAGAAGAGAAGAUCCCAGUUGUGUUCUCAUGGUUGAAUAGAUUGAUUGAACAUCCACUUGCAAAGGAGGUUGCUCCUCCCAAAGAAAAGGUUUUGGGGUUUCUUCACUUCAUUAGACAAAAAUUGCUACCCUCACAGGCUGCUGCUUAA
Cucumis melo (muskmelon) is the source of this 492-nucleotide messenger RNA. RefSeq names its product glutathione S-transferase U9-like. Gene Ontology annotation, cellular component: cytoplasm. NCBI's taxonomy places the organism in Eukaryota, Viridiplantae, Streptophyta, Magnoliopsida, Cucurbitales, Cucurbitaceae. Gene Ontology annotation, biological process: glutathione metabolic process. The transcript is spliced from 2 exons. The coding region runs from base 1 to 492 and encodes 163 amino acids. The record is from RefSeq and is a predicted model, not a curated record. Gene Ontology annotation, molecular function: glutathione transferase activity.